AUGGACUCGGAGACGCCUACCAAGAAUGAAGCGGAACAGCGUGCUUCACCAGAUCGAACUGGGCAAGUUACCCAGCGGCCUGUUUCGCUGUUCAGGAAAAACGGAACCUUUGCCUAUCCUCUAGAAGACUCUGACGUUUACGAAGAGCAAGUGCUUGCACUUGAGGACGUACCCGAGCCGACUGCUCAAGCGAUUCUGCGUCUCGCACUGGCAGCGGAACGACAAGGAGUGCCACGGCUGCGAUUUCUGGUCGUGGGAGCACCUGGUGUUGGCAAGUCGUCCCUGAUCAACACGCUCCUGAACGAGAACCUGUGCUCUGUGUCUGCGUGGGAGCGGGGAACGAAAAACGCGCAAGUAUGUGCUCGACAAGUCGACUCCGUGGUGAUCGAGUUCAUUGAUACCCCAGGGAUAGCACCUUGUAGACGCAGCGGCCUAGAAGCUAGUCGACGGCAGGUCCAACGGCUUCGAAAGCUCCUCGACGCUCGGGGUGCGGAUGAGCAUCCUUAUCUGCGUUCCUUCCACGCUAUUCUCUACGUCAUGCGUCUCGAUGACACCCGCCCUGAUCUAGUUGAUUACCACAAUUGGAAAGUUCUGAUGGAAUUUUUCGGGGCAGAAGUGCUUCGCCACAUGAUGGUAGUCUUUACCCAUGGUCAAUCAUUGCCGCCUGACUCGCUGAGCUACCCCGAAUACGUCCGCGGUCGUCGUGACUACGUGUACUUACUUAUUGAACGUCUCACUGGGCCGCUAAAAGCCGUCCGGUUUCCCGUCUUUGUCGCAGAGAAUUCCAGCAAAUGCCCGGUGAUAGAGGAAACCGGCGAGCGAAAGCUACCAGACGAUACGCCAUGGAUUACGCAGCUUUACGAUGGGAUUCGUCGAUUCGUUUUCCCGUUGGAAGCAGAUUUAUUCGGCAUGGAAACGGGACCUGAGGAUACCCAGGUGCUGGUCUACAUCUAUGACAAGCGCCGCUCUCGAGCAGAUGAGCGGUAUCCUCGUUCACCGCUUCAAGCGCUGAUAAGGAACCCGUGGUUUCUACGAGCUGUGCAGUUUUGUGGCGCAAUGCUGUUGCGCAGUUACAUGAUUCGGCAAGAGCACGAGCGCUUCAACCCGAAACCGCACCAUCCAGAACCGAUCAUCCGAGAUGCGAACAAUGCUUUCGCGGUAGCAUCGCGCAGGGCCAAUGAUCACCGCCUCUUCACACCAAGCAUCGAUGAAGACGAGGAAUCCUUCUUUCGGAUGAACGGAAACGAUGAUUUUGUCAGUCGACUUCGAAAUCGCCCUGGCGAGGUCGAUCUUGACGAGCUCGAUGUCGAGCGAAUCGAGAGCCCCGACGGACGUUUUGUGGAAUACUGGUACACCGAAAAGGAUAAUCCGGAAAUGGUGCGGAUGUAUCGGCUCGAAAUACGUGACGAUCCCAACGAGGAGCGCGAAAGCCGCCAGGAUCGGAUACCGAUCUCAAAGGACCAGCACUGA
This is a messenger RNA of Cyanidioschyzon merolae strain 10D, 1470 nucleotides long. RefSeq names its product similar to chloroplast outer membrane protein Toc34. Gene Ontology annotation, molecular function: GTP binding. The transcript has a single exon. NCBI's taxonomy places the organism in Eukaryota, Rhodophyta, Bangiophyceae, Cyanidiales, Cyanidiaceae. The record is from RefSeq and is a predicted model, not a curated record. The coding region runs from base 1 to 1470 and encodes 489 amino acids.